UAUACAAAUAAAUAUUGACAUUUUACACAUUUUCAUCAUCAUCAACAAUAACACAUUGACUCAUGAAUAAAUAUCCAGAUAAUACAACUAAUCAAAUGGAAACAGAUUUACAUCUUCUUGAAUCACAACACCCGGAACUCAGUGAGAUUGCUAAAAGUUUAGCUCAGAUUGCAUUAAAUAUCAAACCAUCUGUAUCAGAACAAGUCGCGAACACUGCUGAAUCGCAAAAUUCAUUAUCUACCAAUGAUACAUUCUAUCGUAAUUUUAUGCAAUUACAAUUACAAAAUUUACUACAUGAAAAACAAAAACACUCACAAAUUACACAUAAUCAUACAAGUAAUAAUACAAUUAAAAGCUUAAUGGAAACCAUUUUAUUGAAUUCACAAAAUAUGCGUAAAUCUCCAAGUCAAACAGAUGAGACACAUCUACAUGGUACAUCAAUGUCUAGAAGUGGUUCGUUUGAUCGUCAAACAGGUGGAUAUGCCAGUAGAAGUGUAAGCGUCUCCGAUGGUAAACGUCCUUCUGGUUUUCAAUCACCUUGUGGUUCAAAUAGUCCACUCCCGAAAUAUUCCGAUUCAUCUUUACUUAUUAAUUCACCACAAUCAACACAAUCAUCAAUUAUCGGUAUGAAUCAAACUAAUCAAGAAUUAAUUCAAUUAUUACAAUCCAACAUUCGCAAUGAUAAUUCACCAAAUGCUAAUUUGCAUAAUUUAAAUUUAUUAACACAACUUUUACAAUCUCCAAUAAAAUUAGAUGAAUCAAGCAAUGUAUGGAGUUCAAUUAUUCAACCAUUAACUAAACAAUUACUUCAGUCGUAUCAACAAAACACUAGUAAUAAUAAUAAUAAUAAUAACAAUAAUGAUAAUAAUAAUAAUAAUAGUAAUAAUAAUAAUACAAAUGAGAACACGCCAACUGUAAACACUGCUAGUCAUAGUUUCUUUAUAGAAACUCCAAUUCCAGAAAUCAAAACUCCAUCUACAUGGACAACUGAAACAACCAAUAAUGUACAACAACAAAACAGCCGACAACCAAAUAAAUCCAUGUCAUCAUUUGUACAAUCCGCUAAUCAACAACCACCAUCACCAAUGGAUAGACAUAUUAUCAAAAAUGUUGAAGGUAUAAAUCAAAAUUCAAAAUUGGACAUUGAAAAAUUGAAUCCUUAUGAAAUGACAACAACACAAACAACACAAGAGAUGAAUAAAACUACUAGCCAACAAAAUAUAUGGUCAGCAAAUACUAAUUUAUAUAAUCAUGUUGUCAAUCAGUCGUCAGUGAAUGCGGCGAAUUUACCAUAUACAAGACAAUUCACAAAUGUAUCAAGAUUACUGAAUCAAGAACGACCUUGGACACGAAGUCAUCAUAGAGAUAGAUUUGUUGUACGAAUCACAUCAGUAACACAUCGUUGUUCAUGUCGAUCAAAUACACCGAAUCGUAAUCGUACAACCGAUCCAAAAUAUGCUCAAUGUCAAGGUAAAGAAUGUAAACGCAGUGAACCACGUAUAUAUGUGACAUUUCAAACUCAGCUGCCAAGUUUAAGUUCACCUGAUAAUAGUAGAAAACAUGGGAGACAUUCACAUCAUACAACACCAUUAACUGGAUUACGACUAGGAUUUAGUUGUCCAUUAACUAGUCAAGGACCACCAAUGAGUGAUUUCGAGACACCGAAAGUAGCAGAAAGAUUUGAUUCAUGGGAACAAGCUGGUAAUCGACCUGGUUUUCGUGUACAAGUAUUAGCAGCACUACAACAUACAGUUCGUCAAAUGUUGGAAUUAAUUAGAACGAAAGGAUUUAGUGCAGUGAAACUUGACACGGAUUAUGUAUUCUUUCCACCUGCAGCUGAUCUUCAACCCGUAUACUCAAGACGUAGACCAUUGAGUUCAUCAUCCGAUGGUUCUUUGCCGAGAAUUAUGGGUUUGGAACGAAUAAGACGUGAAAUUAAAAAUGAACCAAAAAAUCAUAGUUUCAAUACAAAGUUAAAUGAAAAUGUAAAUUAUCCUGAGAAGCCGGAACAAACGAUUUGGUCUGAAAUGACUACAGAAUCUGAUGAUAACAAUAGUGUAUUUGAUACGAAUAAUCUGAGUAUACCACCAACUAAUCGACCACGUACAUGGCAUCAAUCACCUGGACGUUAUUCUUUAAGUACAUCACCAUCAAUUAUGAUAUCACAAAAUUAUUCGGAUUAUAGAAUUAAUGAAAUGACUGAUAUGCUUGAAAAUGAUCAAUAUCAUACUACUACUGCUACGACUACUAAUACUACUGAUAGACAUUUAAAUAUUGAUGACGAUGCUGAUAACAAUGAUCCGAGUAACAAUAAUCAUAAUAAUAAUCAUAAUCAUAAUAGAAAUAUUCAUUAUCCAAUGAAUUCAAGUACAACACUCGAUAUACCAUCAAAUCAAUCGGGACAAAAUACAUGUUGGUGUAUUACAAAUCCUACAGAACACUAUCCAUCUCAUCCUCAUCAUCAUCCUCAUCAUCAUGGAUUAGAGUAUAAUACAUUUUUAUCCAAUCCAAAUACACAAAUGAAUUAUUCGCCAUAUACUACAAUAGAUGAACGACGAUUGUUGAAUAAAAAUAGUUCAACAGAUACUCCAAACAAACUUCUCAGAUCGUUAGGUGCACCAUACUCAACUCCAGUUAGUCCAACUCAAUUUAUUCUACGUGAAUCUGUUAAUCAAAAUCAAUCAACUGAUUAUAAGCCGAAUCAACUUCAAGCUUCAGCAUCAUCAGAGUUGGUUGGAAAAUUAGAUAAACCAAAUAAUUCUACGCCGGAAUAUCGUCAAACUACUACUAAUUCAGAACAGAAACGAGAUCACUAUAGUAAGAUUUUACGAGAAAUAUCACAUUGUCUACAAACAAAUCCACAAUAUCCUAUUGUUAUUAUGCCAACUGCACAAAUGUUAAAUCCAGCCGAUAUGGAACAAUCAACAACAGAUAACAUUAAUAAUAAUAAUAAUAAUAAUAAUAAUAAUAAUAACAGUAGAAAAAUACCACUUGUUUUUCAAAUACCCCAUUCAAAUUCCAUUUUUCUAGGUCUUCCAGCUAGUUUAGGUGUAAAUCCACGUGUUAUGACAGCAUCACCAAAUAAUGCUGUCAUUGUAUUACCCUCAUCUUCAUCAUCAUCAGCAGCAUCAGUAACAAAUUCACAAAUAGUCGUCACUCCACAAUCCACAUCACAACCACAACAAAACUGUCAGCAGCAGUUAUCACCACCAGCACCACUUACAAAUAAUACACAACCAACAAUUUUAACUGGUCCAAAACAAGGAUAUUUAUUGAUUAUUACACCAGAUAAUAAAUAUGAAUAUGUACCAAAGAUUUAA
Messenger RNA from Schistosoma turkestanicum, 3320 nucleotides. The record is from the annotation of a GenBank genome assembly. Lineage: Eukaryota; Metazoa; Platyhelminthes; Trematoda; Strigeidida; Schistosomatidae.